Molecule: messenger RNA, 1725 nt
Organism: Ceraceosorus guamensis
Lineage: Eukaryota; Fungi; Basidiomycota; Exobasidiomycetes; Ceraceosorales; Ceraceosoraceae
Exons: 2
Coding region: 191-1606 (471 amino acids)
Source: RefSeq, a predicted model, not a curated record
UGCAUCGAACUUUACGCUUCAAGGGAAAACAAAGGUGGGAAAGGCUGGGGGGAAAAUCCACGCUUGAUGGGUCGGGGUCCCGCUUUCGAGCUUCCCUUUCAUACCAUUAUCCUCGACUUGACCUUCGCUCUUGUUUGGUGGGGAAACACAGAGCUAGAAAGGUGUCCCCUUUGUCGGACUUUUUUACGAGAUGCCAGCGAUUGGACCUUCCUUGCCACCUCAUCUCGCCAAGCGGGACAUCGCUGACAAGGAAGAUGUCUCUUUGACAUCCGUCCAAGACCCAUCGGACGGCGCAGAUGAUCAGCUUCGACCAGCUUCGGCGUCAGCUGCUGCCGCAGCAGCAGCCGCCGCUGCCGCCGCCGCUUCUGAUUCCGGAAUGAUUGGAUUCGCAAUGCCAAGUACGGCCGUGGAGCAGGAGCCGUUGAAGGGAGCAGGUGCGGAAAUGAGUCAGGAGGAAGAAGAGCCAGAGACUAGUAUAGCUAUUCACGACGAGGAUGAAUGGGUCAAAGGUACAACGCAAGCUGGCUCUUCGGCCAGCAAGAAGGGAGCCGAAUUAAGCGAAGGUGCGCGUCGCUUUUUGCAGAGGGAACAACGUAUGCGCCAAGCUGCUGCUUCGGAUCAGAAGCAAUCGGUCCUGAGCGCGCCGCCAAAGAGGGACGAUUGGAUGUUGAGACCACCUUCGCCAAAAUCUUUGGCUGCUCAGCUAGGUGCUGAUCCCAGCUCGGCUCUCAAGGCUAGAGGUUUCAGUCAAGCAGGAAGAGUCCAGUCCAAAGGAGGCGCAUCCGGUGUGAAUGUUGGCGAUGAUGGGAGUUUGUGGACGGAGACGCCGGCUGAACGAGAACAGAGAGUCAGGGAGGAAGAGCUGGGUAUACGUGGACGUAAAGCGUUAGGGGAAGAGAGCAGUGUGACCUUGAAGCAGGAACAGGAGAGACAAAGGGAAAAAGAAAAGGAGGAAGAGAUACGUCGAGCGAUUCGGGAUCAUGACCCGGCUCGCGGCACGUCGUUGCUGGAGCAACACAGACAAGCAAGGGUUGCCGAGAUGAAAGCGGAUGCCGAAAAAGGAAAAGACAGGGGCAAGGCCAGCUCGUCUCCUCGUCAUCGAGGAGAGCAUCACGAUCGGCACCGCUCCGAGCGACGUCGUCGAAGUAGAUCGUACAGUGAAAGCGAGAGCGAGGAUGCUGCAGAAGAAAGAAGGAGGCGCGAAAGAAGAAGAGAGCGAGAGCGGAGUCGAUCGCCACGUCGAAGCACUGGCAAGUCGAGGCAUCGAGAGCGGUCGCGCUCUCCCUCCGUCUCACGAUUAGAUAUCGAGGAAGAAGAGCGCAGACGGCGGCGGAAGAGGAAAGAGCGAGAACAUAAAGAGGAAAAGGAGGCGAGGAGAGCGCAAAGAAAAGCCGAAAAGGCCCGGGAAGCGGAGAAGGCGGCUGCCAAGCAACGGAGGGUCAAGGAAGAGAAGGAGAAAGCAGCGCCGGUGGUUUGGGACAGGGACGCUGUUUUGGGACAGAGCGGCAAGAUGUUUGACGAUAAGAAGAGAGCGGCCAUGAUCCGAGACGCUGCAGGAUUGCGUGACCGCUUCGGCACAUCAUCCAGCGGUGCCUUUCUCAAAUAGGAGACACGAUCUCACACAUGCUUGCGCCAGACCGCUGCCAUGUUCUGCGAGUGAAUGCUAUUGCGUUUCUUACUGUUACAAUGAGUGUAGUGCUGAGUGCCAAGGCACAUCGCCAAACA